Messenger RNA from Dama dama (fallow deer), 1931 nucleotides. Its product is annotated as tripartite motif-containing protein 6-like. The coding region runs from base 124 to 1587 and encodes 487 amino acids. The record is from RefSeq and is a predicted model, not a curated record. Lineage: Eukaryota; Metazoa; Chordata; Mammalia; Artiodactyla; Cervidae. The transcript has 8 exons. Gene Ontology annotation, molecular function: zinc ion binding; protein binding.
GGUGGCGGCGGCAGCAGCUGUAAAGCCUCGGCUCUGAUCCAAGUCACAGAUUCCAGGAUUCUAAACGCUGGAAGCAUCUUAGAAGUCAGGGCUGGCCAGGCAGAGGCCAGAAAAGUGGCUACAAUGACUUCAGCAGUCCUGGUGGACAUCCAAGAUGAAGUGACCUGCCCCAUCUGCCUGGAGUUCCUGACCGAACCCCUGAGCAUAGACUGUGGACACAGCUUCUGCCAAGCCUGCAUCACUGCAAACAACAAGGAGUCCGUGCCUGGCCAAGACGGGCAGAGCAGGUGUCCUGUGUGCCAGACCAGCUACUGGCUUGGGAACCUGCGGCCCAAUCGGCACCUGGCCAACAUAGCCGAGAGGCUCAGGGAGGUGGUGUUGGGCUCAGGGAAGCAGCUGAAGGUGAUUCUUUGUGCACACCAUGGAGAGAAACUCCAACUUUUCUGUGAGGAGGAUGGGAAGCUCAUUUGCUGGCUUUGCGAGCGGUCUCAGGAGCACCGUGGUCACCAUACAUUCCUCAUGGAGGAGAUAGCCCAGGAGUACCAGGAGAAGUUCCAGGAGUCUCUGAAGAAGCUGAGGCAAGAGCAGCAGGAAGCUGAGAAAUUAACAGCUGUUAUCAGAGAGAAGAGGACAUCCUGGAAGAAUCAGAUGGAACCUGAGAGACACAGGAUCCAGAAACAGUUUGAUCAGUUGAGGAGCAUCCUGGACAAAGAGGAGCAGCGACAGCUGAAGAAGCUGGAGGAGGAGGAGAGGAGGGGGCUGAACAUGAUAGCAGAAGCUGAGGUCGAGCUGGUCCAGCAGAGCCAGUCCCUGAGAGAGCUCAUCUCAGACCUGGAGCGCCGUUGUGAGGGGUCAGCAACAGAGCUCCUGCAGGAUGUGAGUGAUGUUGCGAAAAGGAGUGAGUUCUGGACCCUGAAGAAGCCAGAGGCUCUCCCCACCAAGCUGAAGAGUAUGUUUCGAGCUCCAGAUCUGAAAAAGAUGCUGCGAGUGUUUAGAGAGCUGACAGAUGUCCAGAGCUACUGGGUGGACGUGACCCUGAAUCCACACACGGCUAAUUUAAAUCUUGUCCUGUCUAAGAACCGGAGGCAGGUGCGAUUUGUGGGCGCCCAGCUGUCCGGGUCUCAUCUGGAAGAGCAUUACGGCUGUGGUGUCCUGGGCUCUCGGCACUUUUCCUCCGGGAAGCAUUACUGGGAGGUAGAUGUGGCCAAGAAGACUGACUGGAUCCUGGGGGUGUGCAGUGAUUCAGUGGGACCUGCUUUCUUUUUCAACCAGUUUGCAAACAAUCGGAAUGUUUACUCCCGAUACCAGCCUCAAAGUGGGUACUGGGUGAUUGGAUUACAUCACAAGCAUGAAUAUAGAGCCUACGAGGAAUCGUCCACGUCCCUGCUCUUAUCCAUGACAGUGCCCCCUCGCCGCAUUGGGGUGUUCUUAGACUAUGAUGCCGGCACAGUCUCCUUUUACAAUGUCACCAACCACGGCUUCCCCAUCUACACCUUCUCUAAGUAUUACUUUCCUACAACCCUUUGUCCAUAUUUUAAUCCUUGCAACUGUGUGUUCCCGAUGACUCUGCGUCGCCCAAGCUCUUAAACUUUCUGAGUUUAUACCCUGUACUCCAAGCCUCUCCUCAUCUCAGUUUAUCCUUUCUUUCCUGUUGACCAUUUGGUGAAGAUUUUUCUUUGUUGAUGCAGUAUUAGAAAAUACUGUUCUAUCUGAUGUCAGUUUAUGUACUGAAUGGAAAAUUGAGUUUCAACAUGUGUUGUGUCUAUAAUUACUGAGAUAACUAUAUGUCAUUUUUAUUCUGUUACUGACUAUAUUGAUUUGUUUUCAUUUUAAAACCAACACAAAUUUCUGGAAUAAACCACUGUUAUUAUUCAUAGGCAAUACUGGAUUUGUUUUUGCUCAUAUGUUGUUUAGGUUCUGUUUUCAUCUCU